Molecule: messenger RNA, 1349 nt
Organism: Triticum aestivum (bread wheat)
Lineage: Eukaryota; Viridiplantae; Streptophyta; Magnoliopsida; Poales; Poaceae
Product: cytochrome P450 711A1
Exons: 3
Molecular function (GO): oxidoreductase activity, acting on paired donors, with incorporation or reduction of molecular oxygen; heme binding; iron ion binding
Source: RefSeq, a predicted model, not a curated record
UAUAAGUCCAAUUUGGGAGGCAAAAAUAUACAAAACGAACAAUCGGAAUCAAGUACACGACAGAUCGCGAUUGCAUCACCGUCCUGUGUGUAUAUAUCUUGCGAUGGCCAUCUGCCCCGAGAAAGCCACGGCUAAUCGUUGGGUAAGGUAGUCAUAGAGCAGGCAGAAUGAUGGACGGGGCUGGAGCGCUACUCCGGAGUCAUCAGAUGGAGCCGCCGCCGCCGUUCUUAGCAAUUUCGGUCACCGUGGCGACCUUGGCUGCUGGCGUAUUCGCCAUAUAUUUCUACGCACCUUCAUGGCGCGUACGUAGGGUCCCCGGUCCGAUGGCUUACCCGCUGAUCGGCCACCUGCCGUUGCUCGCCAAGCACGGGCCGGCGGUGUUCACGGUCCUCAGAGAGAGAUUCGGGCCCAUCUACAGGUUUCACAUGGGUAGACAGCCGCUAGUUAUGAUUGCAGACCCCGAGCUGUGCAGAGAGGUGGGAAUCCAGAAGUUCAAGAGCAUCCCCAACAGAAGCGUCCCUAGUCCUAUUCGCAGCUCGCCUAUUCACAACAAAGGCCUCUUCUUUACGAGGGACUCGAGAUGGCAAUCCAUGAGAAAUGUCAUCAUCUCCAUUUACCAGCCGUCGCACGUGGCAAGCCUCAUCCCUUCCUUCCAACCGUACAUUGAAUGGACGGAGCGCCUCCUCCGGCAUGGCGAGGAGAUCACCUUCUCCGACCUCUCGUUAAAGCUCUUCAGCGACACUAUUGGUCAGGUCGCCUUUGGUGUGGACUUCGGCCUCACCAAAGGCACCACCUCUCCACCACCGAAACACCAUGUCGAUUGUGCUGAGACUGUCGACAUGACAACGGAUUUCAUCGAAAAGCACUUCUACGCCACGACGUCCCUCAAGAUGGACCUGUCAGGCUCCGUGUCCAUCAUCCUUGGCAUGCUCGUGCCGUUGCUACAGGAACCCGUGAGGCAGCUCCUGCUGCGUAUGCCGGGCUCAAAAGACCGCCGGAUGGAAGAGACCAACUUGGCCAUGAGUGGGCUACUAGACAACAUUGUGGCUGAGCGGGCGGCACAAGCUGACAGGGGGGAGAAGAACUUCCUGUCUGUGAUGCUUAAUGCAAGCGAGAGCACAGACGCAAUGAGGAAGUUGUUGACGCAAGACUACGUGAGCGCACUUACAUACGAGCACUUACUUGCAGGGUCGGUGACCAUGUCCUUCACGUUGUCAAGCCUGGUGUACCUUGUGGCGAUGUACCCCGAGGUAGAGGAGAAGCUACUCAAGGAGAUCGACGCUUUUGGGCCCAAAGAUGUGGUACCCAAUGUUGAGGACAUCCAGACCAAAUUCCCUUACAUGGAGCAG